AUAAAGGUGCUGACUUCUUUCUUUUCUCUGCUGGGUCUUGCAGCUUUGAGGGUGUAUAUAAGAGAUAUAGUCCUUGACAGAACCAAUACCAUGAUUACCAUCCACCCAUGUGGGUGUGGCCGAAUGUUAGCAAGCUCCUCAGUGAGGUUCUGCGUUCGAUGCUCCGCAUGUGUAAAGAACCCCAUGGGGAGAGCUUUAACCUUAACCCCUCCCCGGCUCGGAGAGGUGACACUCCCUGCCACCUUUUUUCUAUCCAAAAAAAAGAACCAAUACCAUCCUAAAUUCUUUCAAUUCAGCCUCCUCACUCAUCCUCAACCAAACACCAUGGAUCUGAGCAAACCUCAAUUCGGAGCCUCUUCCUCUUCCUCUUCUUCUUCCACCCAUUCGUUCACACACGAUAUCUUUCUGAGCUUCAGAGGUCCGGAUACGCGCAACAAUUUCACAGGCCAUUUGCACAGCAAUUUGGUUAACAAGGGAUUUGAGACCUUCAUAGAUGAUGGGCUUCCGAAAGGAAAAGAUAUAUGGCAAGAGCUUCUCGAAGUAAUUGAGAGAUCAAAGAUUUCCGUAGUUGUAUUUUCUGCCAAAUAUGCAUAUUCUAAGUGGUGCUUGGAUGAACUUGUCAAGAUCAUUCAAUGUAAAGAAUCCAAGCAGCAAAUUGUUUACCCAAUUUUCUACAAGGUAGAUCCGGCGGAUAUACGAUACCAGAAGGGCCAGAUUGGUAAGGGAAUUGCUCACCUUAGCAAACGCAAGAAUAACUUAGAGAAGGUGGACAGUUGGAAGGCAGCUCUUACAGAAGCAGCAACUUUGUCUGGGUGGCACAUCCCGAAUAGAGGGCAUGAAGCGAAUAUCAUUGAUGACAUUGUUGAAAAGAUAUCAACCGAAAUAAUGAAAUGCACCCCUUUAAAUGUGGCAACAUAUCCUGUUGGAAUUAAAUCUCGUGUAGAAGACAUACUUGAGUACUUAAAUAUAGGGCAAGACAAUCCUCACAUGGUAGGGAUAUGGGGAAUUGGCGGAAUAGGAAAGUCAACACUUGCAAAAGCUGUUUAUAAUUCAAUUAGCCAUGAGUUUGAACACAGCUGUUUCUUGAGUAUUGUUAAAGAACCAUCAUUUUCAGAUGGAGGUCUUGUCCAGCCACAAAACGAUUUUCUUUCUAAAAUAGAGAGGAAUCCACUUAAGGUGACCAAUGUUGAUGAAGGAAUCAUUGUGCUGAAGCAAAAACUAAGCCAGAAAAGGGUUCUCUUAGUUCUUGAUAAUGUGAACCACUUGGAUCAGUUAAGAGCACUUGCUGGAGGGUGUGAUUGGUUUGGUCCAAGUAGUAGAAUUAUCAUAACAACAAGAGAUACAAAUUUGCUAAAUGCUCAUGGAGUCGAUUUCGAUUCAAUAUAUGAGGUCAAGGAAUUAAAUCAUCAAGAUGCUUUAAAGCUCUUCAAUUUAAAUGCCUUCAAAAGUGAUAUAUGUCCGAAUGACUUUUUUGCACUUGCAAUUGAGGUAAUACAUUAUGCUAAAGGGAUUCCAUUAGUUUUAGAAGUUUUGGGGUCAAAUCUAUGUGGUAAAGAUAAGGAUGAGUGGGAAGCUGCAGUAGCGUAUUACAAGAGAUAUCCUAACCGAGAUAUUCAAAGAACUCUCCAAAGAAGUUACGAUGGAUUGGAGGAUCGGAUAAAAGAAGUUUUUCUUCAUAUUGCAUGUUUCUUUAAAGGUGAUGAAGAAAGCUAUGUGAUUGAUGUACUGCAAAGCUGUGACAUGAAUCCCAAACAUGCUCUCGGAGUCCUCGUAGAAAAGGCCUUAAUAAAAAUUGAGAAAAAUAAUAGCAUUUGGAGGCAUAAAGAAAAUAGCAUUGGGAUGCAUGACCUUUUAGAAGACAUGGGAAAAGAAAUUGUUCGACAAGAGUCUCCUAAUGAGAAAGGACAACGCAGUAGACUAUGGCUAUAUGAUGAUGUUCGCUAUGUCCUUGAGCAAAAUACCGGAACGGAGAAAAUCAAAGGCAUCAUGGUAAGACGUGGCUAUUCACACCCGAUAACGUUGAACGCCGGAAGCUUCACAAACUUGAAAAAUCUUCAAAUUUUUAAAGUCGUUGAUCUGACAUUUCGUGGAGAUGGCGUGGAUUAUCUCCCCGACAAGUUGAGGGUGCUUCACUUGAUGACGUGUUCAUUACGAUCAUUGCCAACGAAUUUUAAUCUGAGGGAACUCAGUAUGCCGAGCAUGGGUGGGCCCUGCACGACUCCACUAGUGAACGAGGGAUUGAAGAAUCUGCGAUAUUUGAAAUCUCUCAAAUUGUCGGGCUGUGAUGGUCUAACCAGAAUUCCCGACUUGUCUGGAUUAACAAGCUUACAGUAUUUGGAGCUGUCUUGGUGUAGAGAUUUAGUUGAAGUUCAUCCUUCGGUUGGCCGUCUCGAUAAGCUCGUCUAUUUGGAACUCACCCAUUGUGAAAAGCUCCAGAUGUUUCAAGAGAGGAUCAACUUGAAAUCUUUGGAAACUCUGGUUCUCUCUGAUUGCCCUAAUCUUAAGUUCUUCCCUGAAAUUGCGGGAGACAUGAAGUCUUUGAAUCGCCUGGAUCUAACAGACAUUGCCAUCAAGGAGUUACCUUGCUCAGUUGGAAAUCUCACUGGCCUUAAAUCCUUGUCUCUAUAUAUGUGUCCUAAUCUUACGGAUAUACCAUCGAGCAUUUUCUAUGGAUUGCAACGUCUGGAGGUUCUUGAUCUGUGGUACUGCGAUAACCUUGUUACAUUUCCAACAAAGUCAGAAUCACUUCCUCCUCCACCGGUCUUUUCAACUAACCUCCCGAGAUUACAAGUUCAUCUGAGCGGUUGCUUCCGGCUUGAAGAAAUUUCAGAAUUUCCGCGAGAAAUAGAUUCCUUGAUUGUGCGUUGGUGUGGGUCAUUGGAAAGAAUUUCAAAGUUGUCAAAAAUUUUGGAGGGUAAAGAUUCAAAAAUGUUCGGUCGGUUGGCCUUGACUGACUGCCGGACGCUCUGUGACAAUCUGGCUCGCGGAGUGGUGCCAGAGGUUGAAGUUGACAAAGAACUGAUAGCAGAUGAAGACAAAUUGACGGCUCUGUUGACUCUUUUUUUCUCUUGUCCGAAAUCUGAAGAAUUCCAAGUAGAAUUUUCCCCAAGUGCUCUGAUUCCGAUUCCGAUUCCAAACUGGUUCACCUGCGGUCAGGAUGUGAGAUGGGAUGUGAAUAGUGAAGUGAUAAAUGAAGAGCAUGAGUUUUGCAUUGAAAUUCCUCAAAACUCCAAUUGGGACAACAAAGGGUUGGCUCUCUAUAUUCUAUCAUGUUCUUUUGUGACCGCUCAUCAUUUUGUUUACAUCAAUGGAAUAAAGUUUGAUGAGAAAAGAACGUUUGGGUAUGAUGAAGUCUGGGUGCAUUAUAUUCCAUUCGUUACGGUAAUAAGGAGGUUGAGUGAGUGUGGGAUGCCGCCACCUGAUAUGCUUCGAGUUAUGUUUCGUCUUAAAGAAAAUUAUCAUAAAAGAGGAGUGCAUAUGGGGGGAAGCUGGGGAGUCCACCUGAUAGAAGGCUGAUGAUAGUCCAGCUGAUUUCCAGUAGGUUCAUUAUCUUUCUCCUACUAUAUAUCAUUCUCAAAAUCAAAAUCAUAUUUGAAUCAGAAACGCAUUCUGUUGUCCAGGUACAAAGCACGCACUUACCUCGGAAGAACUACUCCUUUGAAAAGUGUUAAAACAACUAAUGCACAUUGGAGUUCUCUAAAUCUUUCUCUAACUAUCUAGAUUAGUCUAGAACUUGUUCAAGUACUGGGUCUAGAUUAAUCCAUAAUGAUCAUGUAAUCAAAUGUCUAGAGAGUUCUAGUGUUGCUCACUAAUGUGUGGUUAUUAAUUAACCACAUGAGGAAAGUCGGUGAACCAAGUCGGUUGACUUGGCCUAUAUAUAUGUACUAAGCUUUGUGCAAUUAAGAAUGAAUCAUCAAUUAUCACAACUCCUCUGUUUUACAACCAUCUCCUCUGUUUCUAACUUUAGCACCUCCUCUACUUCUAGUCCUAGCUCACCUAGCUCCUAAACAUCUUUUCCUAAACACAUUGUCCUAGCCCACUACUACUAAAGCUUCCGCACCAAAUUCCAACAGUGGUAUCAAAACCACAAAUUCUAACAGUGGUAUCAGAGCUUGCUUCGAUCAAAUUUGGGGCGUUGAUUUGUGUCUUCCACCAUGUCUACCUCCACUUCUAACCAAACAUCAAUCCCUCUUCCCAUUUUCAAGGGAGAAAACUAUGAUUUUUGGAGUAUCAAGAUGAGAACCUUCUUUAUGUCUCAAGAUCUAUGGGACAUAGUAGAGAAAGGAUUCUCGACUCCAGAAAAUCCAACGGUGGAGCAAUUACGGCAAGAAAAGAAAGAAAAAUUAAGAGAUGCUAGUGCUCUCUUCGCCAUUCAACAAGCAGUGGACGAUACAAAUUUUUCAAGAAUCAUGGGAGCUACCACAUCAAAAGAAGCUUGGGAUCUACUAAAGGAGGAGUUUCAAGGGACGGCAAAGGUACGUUCCGUUAAACUACAAACAAUGAGGAGAGAGUUAGAAAAUUUGAAAAUGAAAGAUUCUGAGAUCGUAAAAGAUUACUAUUCCCGGUUAAAGGAAAUAGUAAAUCAAUUAAGAGCCUAUGGUGAAAAUAUUAGUGAGACUAGAGUAGUUGAAAAAAUACUCAUUAGCCUCACUGAAAAAUAUGACCCAAUAGUUACUGCCAUCGAAAAUUCUAAAGACAUGACAACUCUUUCGGUGACAGAACUAAUAGGCUCUUUAGAAGCUUAUGAGAAAAGAUUGAGUAGUCGGAAUGAAAGUCUUAUAGAAACUGCAUUCCGAUCUAAACUCAAUAUUCGAUCUCAGAAAAAUGAAAAAGAAAAGAAGUUUGAAGAAUUUUCUAGAGGAGGAGAUAGACCCAAAUAUUGGGCAAAUAAAAAAGAUAUAAAGGAGAAAAGAAAUUAUUCUCCAUGUGGAAUCUGCCACAAAAAUAAUCAUCAAGAAAAAGAUUGUUGGUUUCGGGAAAAACCAAAAUGUCGAAACUGCAACAAAUUUGGUCAUAUUGAGGAAAAUUGUUUCCUCAAGAAAAAUCACCGAGCAGAUUUUUCAGAAGAAAAUGAGCAAGAUGAGCAGCUCUUCUAUGCAUGUCACUCGGCGAUUGAAGAGAGAAAUAAGAAGUGGUACGUGGAUAGCGGCUGCAGCAAUCAUAUGUCUGGAGAUAAAACCAUUUUCUCCAAACUUGAUACUUCACAAAAGUCUCAAGUGAAACUAGGAAAUGGAGAAAUGGUGAAAACUAAAGGCAAAGGUACGAUUUCCAUCCCGACUAAUUUAGGAACUAAAAAGAUUAAUGAUGUUCUAUUAGUUCCUAGCCUGGAGCAUAAUCUCCUAAGUGUCGGACAAAUGCUGGAAAAUGGUUAUGCUAUAUUAUUUCAUGGAGACUUCUGCAAAAUAUUUGACAAGAAAAGAAGGUUGAUAUUCAAAAUAAGGAUGAAAAAUAGAAAUUUCCCCAUCCAAUGGCAACAAAUGGCCAUGAAAGCAGAAGUCAAGAAGAAAAAUAUUUGCCUAGUGAAAAAGCAGCCGAGGACUCUACCACGUCAAGCAAAUAAAGAAAGGAGUUCAAAUCCUCCACAACCAAAAAGUUGUGAAGUUGCGAUGAAGAAGAAAGCCAGAGAAAGGCUAUGGAAGAAGAAAGCUGAAGGAAGGCCAUGGAAAAAGAAAACAAGAGUGAGAACACCUUCGCCAAGGCACUUCCAAGAUCAAGACUUGAAUUACUACGAGAUUGCUCGGAAUAUCAUCAAUGUGCAUUAAGGAGGAGUGUUAAAACAACUAAUGCACAUUGGAGUUCUCUAAAUCUUUCUCUAACUAUCUAGAUUAGUCUAGAACUUGUUCAAGUACUGGGUCUAGAUUAAUCCAUAAUGAUCAUGUAAUCAAAUGUCUAGAGAGUUCUAGUGUUGCUCACUAAUGUGUGGUUAUUAAUUAACCACAUGAGGAAAGUCGGUGAACCAAGUCGGUUGACUUGGCCUAUAUAUAUGUACUAAGCUUUGUGCAAUUAAGAAUGAAUCAUCAAUUAUCACAA
Messenger RNA from Rosa chinensis, 6030 nucleotides. Its product is annotated as disease resistance protein RPV1. Lineage: Eukaryota; Viridiplantae; Streptophyta; Magnoliopsida; Rosales; Rosaceae. Gene Ontology annotation, molecular function: ADP binding. The record is from RefSeq and is a predicted model, not a curated record. Bases 91 to 3516 code for a protein of 1141 amino acids. Gene Ontology annotation, biological process: signal transduction; defense response. The transcript is spliced from 4 exons.